Truncatella angustata is the source of this 1976-nucleotide messenger RNA. RefSeq names its product common central domain of tyrosinase-domain-containing protein. The coding region runs from base 1 to 1863 and encodes 620 amino acids. Gene Ontology annotation, molecular function: oxidoreductase activity. The transcript is spliced from 4 exons. The record is from RefSeq and is a predicted model, not a curated record. Lineage: Eukaryota; Fungi; Ascomycota; Sordariomycetes; Amphisphaeriales; Sporocadaceae.
AUGUUGCUUACAUGGAUUCUCUUUCUCGCCAUCUUAUCCUUCCAUUCGUUGGUGCUGGCCGCUUCCCAUAAUACACGCCCGACUUACGACUACAACCACAAGGCGGACAUCAAAUUCGUCUUUCACAAACGUGACAUCGACCAAAAUAAGACUCGAGAUGCUCUAGUAGAACCUAUACCGUAUAAUGGUAGCAUACCGCUCCGACUAGAGUUCAGGGAGUUCCAGAAAGAUUACGAAGCAUGGAAUUUGUACCUGCUGGCUCUGAGUUGGAUGCAGUGGGCAAAUCAGAGUGAUCCUGCUUCCUGGUAUGCCAUUGCUGGCAUACAUGGUGCCCCGUUUGCGGAUUACGGUGGUGUCAAGGCAUUACCUGGUCUCAAAUCAAAUGGAUAUUGCACCCAUGUCUCUGUCCUAUUUCCUCCAUGGCAUCGACCUUACUUGGCUCUGUACGAGCAAACCAUCUCCGGAAUAGUCAAGAUGAUCGCAGCAUGGUAUCCCGAUGGCAGACGUAGUGCCUUCCAGAAAGCGGCCGAAGACUUCCGUAUCCCAUAUUGGGACUGGGCUAUGAAGCCUCCCAAUGGAACAAGCGUCUUUCCACUCGCAGUUGGGGGGUCCUCAGAAGUAGAAGUCGAUGGACCAAAUGGAAAACAGAACAUCAGUAAUCCCCUCUUUAGCUACACCUUCAAACCGUUAGAUCCUGAUAUUUUCGAAGAGUAUCCCUUCAUGUACUGGACCGAGACGAAGCGGAGACCAACACCCAUGCAGGCGAUCAAUGCCACCUCGGACAACGGUUGGGUAGCUCAGAACUUCGACAAAGACCUGCCAAAUAUACAACAGCGACUUUAUGCCCUCUUUGCCAAUUCCGGGAAUUAUAGCAAUUGGAGCAACGAGGCAUGGAUUCCAGACGGGAGCAAUUCCAGUCUCGACUCCAUCGAAUCUCUCCACGACACGGUUCAUUUGACUUCCGGCGGAAAUUUUGGUCACAUGUCUAUCAUAGCCUACUCUUCGUUCGAUCCCGUAUUCUUCCUACAUCAUGCAAAUGUCGAUAGAUUGUUUGCAAUGUGGCAGGUUGUUUACAACGAGUCAUGGAUUGAGCCGACAAAGGCUAUUCUGCCUACACGGACUAUCAGUGCCGGCGACAAUCAGACUUCGCUGACAGAUUUGACACCAUUCUUCUACAACGAAACCCAUUUCUGGAAUUCCGAUCAGGUCCGUGACCAUAAGAUUUUUGGCUACAGCUAUGCAGAUGUCGUUGGCGGAAACCGCAGCGAGGUGAUUGCCGCCAUCAACAGGCUCUACACAGAUUAUAGUCCCGCCACAAUGCAUUUCCUAACCAAGCGUGACUCUAGCACAAAAAUUGGUACUGCCAGUACACAUAUGGGGCGGCAAGGUUUCAUGGAAUCAAUCGUCAGAAAUGGCACAUAUCAAGAAUACACAGCAAAUAUCCGUGUGAACAAGUUCACGCUUGGUGCGUCUUUCAGUAUUCACUUUUUCUUCGGCGAAAUUCCUUUGUUUCCAGAAAAUUGGGAACUUGCAAGCACCAAGAUCGGAUCUUUUGGUGUUUUUGCAGGUGGCCACGCACACGGCAUGGAAGCUUUGCAUAUUGGAGGGACAGUACCGCUGACUUCAGCACUUGUCGACUUGGUGUCUGUGGGAAGACUCUCUAACCUGGAAACUGAGGUCGUCGAGCCAUAUUUACGCGAGAAUCUUAGAUUCACCGUUAUGCACAUCAACGGGACAGCAGUAGAUCCUAAUGCCGUCGACAAUCUGCAUAUAAGUGUUGUGUGCUCUGCAGUUCAAACACCAUAUACCAAUACGGAGCUGGCAAGCUGGGAUGGAACGAAAACACUCUUCACGAUACACUGAUCAAUGGUUCUGCGCAAGUGAAGGAUAUACUCACACAUCUUUGUUUGGUGUCAUUUUUCAUUUGGUACAUUGCGUUGGAGGUAUGGUGUACUCAUUUGAUGGUUGCAGAUACC